Messenger RNA from Dermacentor albipictus, 1101 nucleotides. Lineage: Eukaryota; Metazoa; Arthropoda; Arachnida; Ixodida; Ixodidae. The record is from RefSeq and is a predicted model, not a curated record.
AUGGAUGCGGCCAUUGAGGAAUGGGUCCGGCGAUGUUUUCCUUGCCAGGAAACACGGCCCGAAAUGCCUCGGGCACCUGUGCCCCCAUGGGAGACGACCCGGACACCAUGGUCACGCCUGCACAUUGAUUUCGCUGGCCCCUUCCAAGGACAGACCUUCUUGAUUGUGGUGGACUCUUAUUCCAAAUGGCUGGAGGUCAUACUAAUGUCGUCAAUGACAUCGAGUGCUGUAAUCACUACCUUACAAAGAUUAUUCGCAACUCAUGGCCUGCCAGAUACCCUUGUUUCAGACAACGGCCCGCAAUUCACAUCCACAGAAUUUCGAGGGUUCCUGGAUGCCAACCUCAUCCGCCAAGUGACAUCUGCACCGUUCCAUCCAUCCACGAACGGGCAGGCCGAAAGGAUGGUACGGACUACCAAAGAGGCAUUAGCUCGAAUAAUACGAGGAAGCUGGGCAAAGCGCUUGGUAGACUUCACUCUACAGCAGCAUGUAACUCCGCACACAGUCACGGGGCACGCCCCGUGCGAGUUGUUGAUGGGCCGCCGACUGUCUACCAUGCUGGAUCGGCUGCAUCCAUACCGGGCCCCUGACAAGUCCUCCCGGUUGGCAGAAGUUCUGCCGACACCACGCAUAUUCCAGCCCGACGACCCUGUAUUUGCACGUAACUACGGCCAGGGCCCACCAUGGGUAUCUGCUGUGAUUUCCAGAGCAACUGGCCCGAUCUCUUAUGAGGUUGCUCUUCCGGAUGGUCGUGUGUGUCGCCGGCACGUGGACCAGCUUCGUCGGCGGAGCAGCAUUCCCAUGAGGUUAGCCGAAACUGUACCUGAAGGACAGCCUGAGAUUCAGCCUUCGUUAAGCCCUUCACCUGGCGGAAUGAGCAGCAGCAAGACACCAGAUCCCAGUGAAACCGAGGAGCACCCGACAGCCAUGCUACCUCCCGAGGCGCAACCAACAGUCAUGCUUCCUUUGGACGACAUAGCAGCACCUCAGCCAGCACCAACAGAGCAAAGUGUAGAAUUGCCGGGCCCACGCCGUUCGCAGCGUUCCCGGAAGAAACCACAACAUCUUCGGGACUUUGUGCUGGCAUUGGCUGACUGUUGA